AUGCUAUUUAGUACACAAAGGCACCUCUCGAAUACUGCACACACCUCUUCCAGCGCAAACAGGACACCCCCAAUGGGUGCACCAAAGGCCGCGGCGACACCAGCAGCAGCCCCGCAACUUACGAAGUCACGUUUCGCUCUGUCGGUUCGGAACAUGCGCAUGUGCGUGUUAAUCCAUGGUAGGGAGGUUGAUUUGCCCUGUAUUGGUCGCAGGUCGAAGGUGUUUAGAACGAAGGACGAGAGAGAUCUGUUCAAGCGCACCUGUGAACGUGAGCCCAAAACAGGUGAUCGUGGACAGCUUGCUCGCCGAUUGGAAAUGGUUAGUAGGACAG
Molecule: messenger RNA, 331 nt
Organism: Sphaeroforma arctica JP610
Lineage: Eukaryota; Ichthyosporea; Ichthyophonida
Exons: 1
Source: RefSeq, a predicted model, not a curated record